This is a messenger RNA of Drosophila santomea, 1236 nucleotides long. Its product is annotated as probable phosphoserine aminotransferase. Gene Ontology annotation, cellular component: cytoplasm. NCBI's taxonomy places the organism in Eukaryota, Metazoa, Arthropoda, Insecta, Diptera, Drosophilidae. The coding region runs from base 126 to 1220 and encodes 364 amino acids. The record is from RefSeq and is a predicted model, not a curated record. Gene Ontology annotation, biological process: L-serine biosynthetic process. Gene Ontology annotation, molecular function: O-phospho-L-serine:2-oxoglutarate transaminase activity; pyridoxal phosphate binding. The transcript is spliced from 3 exons.
CGCCGCCUUCGUCUCGUUUAUCAGCGAUUGCGAAUUGCGGGCUGCUCAACACUUUAGUCAAUAUUUAGCGGCUUCCCAGAGAGGUUCACAGAUCGCAGAUCGCAGACGCACUAUAUAGUAUCAGCAUGGUUAUCAACUUCGCCGCCGGUCCAGCCAAGUUGCCCGAAGAGGUACUGAAAGAGGUGCAGGAAAACCUUGUCAACUGCAAUGGCAGCGGCAUCUCGGUCAUGGAGAUGUCCCAUCGCUCCAGCAACUAUGCCAAGAUCCACGAUGCGGCCAUCAACGAUCUUCGUGAGCUCCUGAACGUGCCCAGCAACUACAAGAUCCUGCUGAUGCAGGGCGGCGGCACCGGACAGUUUGCUGCAGUGGCUCUGAACUUGAUUGGCAAAACCGGCUCAGCUGAUUAUGUAAUCACCGGCUCCUGGUCGGCCAAGGCGGCCAAGGAGGCGGCGCAGUACGGCACUGUGAAUGCGGUGCUGCCAAAGCUGGCCAAAUAUACAACUGUUCCGAGGCAGGAGACUUGGAAGCUGGACCCCAAUGCCUCGUAUGUCUACUACUGCGACAAUGAGACCGUCGAGGGCGUGGAGUUUGACUUUGUGCCCGAGGUUCCGGCCGGUGUGCCACUGGUGGCCGACAUGUCCUCCAACUUUCUGUCGCGUCCCUUCGAUGUCUCCAAGUUUGGCGUGAUCUAUGCUGGAGCCCAGAAGAAUAUCGGACCAGCGGGCACCACAGUGAUCAUUGUCAGGGAAGAUUUGAUCGGCAAGCACUUGAAGAUCACGCCCUCCAUCCUGAACUUUGAGCAAAUGGACAAGAACAACUCCCUGCUGAAUACUCCGCCAACCUUUGGCAUCUAUGUGAUGGGCCUGGUUUUCAAGUGGAUCAAGCGCAACGGAGGAGUCGCUGGAAUGGCCAAGCUGGCGGCGGCAAAGUCCAAGCUCAUUUACGACACAAUCAACCAGUCGAAUGGUUUCUAUUACUGCCCAGUGGAUGUCAAUGUGCGUUCGAGGAUGAAUGUGCCCUUCCGCAUUGGCAGUGCCAGUGGAGAUGAUGCCCUCGAGAAGGAGUUCCUGACCAAAGCUGAGGCGGAGGGCAUGAUCCAGUUGAAGGGCCAUCGCUCGGUGGGCGGCAUUCGGGCCUCCCUCUACAAUGCUGUAACGCUGGCGGAGACCCAACAGUUGGCCAAUCUGAUGCUGGCCUUUUACAAGAACAAUAAAAAUUAAGCGGGCUCAUAUGUAA